Messenger RNA from Lactuca saligna, 2598 nucleotides. Lineage: Eukaryota; Viridiplantae; Streptophyta; Magnoliopsida; Asterales; Asteraceae. The record is from the annotation of a GenBank genome assembly.
GUCCAGGGACCAAAACGGAAAGAAAAUAUUCAUCCGAGGGCCGUAUGUAUAAAAGACCCUGAAUCAUCCCAGGGGAAGAAACAGAAGAGACUACUUUGCACCUAUCUUACGAACCCUUACUGAAACCCUAAAACUCGGAUCUACUCUGCGAUGGGGGACGAAGAGGUUAUGGGCUCAGCAAGCCCUGCUCCGUCUGAUCACAAGCGGAAACUCGAUGAAUUAGAUAGCGAACCGUUCGAGCUACCACCGGCUUCCGCCGAGUCUAAUGGCAAUUCACAGUCGCUGGCCGACGGUCAUGGUGAUGCUGAUGGUGACGGCGACGCCGACGGAGACGCUGAUGCUGCUUCUACCGAAGAUCCAGACGCGAAACGUCCUCGUCUCGAGGACAAUUCAGACGGUUCUGAAACUACCGAGAAUGGACACCAGGAGGAAAGGGUAGAUGAAGAAAAGGAAGACAUUGCUGAACCAUCAGAUUCUGUGAAGAAUAUCGAGUUGGAGGAGAAUCAAGAAAAGUCAAAUGAACCCUUGGAUGAUGUGAACAAAGAAUCUGUAACUGACGAACCCCUGGAAAGUUCAUUGGAACUGCAAGCUGCUGAGAAUCCUGUAGCGUCACCCAAAGAGGAGCAACAGGAAUAUGGAGUAGAAUAUCAGGAUCCCACUACAGAUGUUGGUUUACAAGAAGAUGAGUCUGAUUUGAAGGAGCAAUCUGCUUCGGCUGACCAACUUACUUCACGUAGAAUGGAAGUCCCAAGUAAUAAGGUUGGUGUUUUAAUUGGCAAGGGUGGUGACACUAUCCGAACCUUGCAAUAUAGUUCGGGGGCAAGGAUUCAAAUCACACGGGACUCUGAUGUUGAUCCAGAUUCGCCUUUCAGGCCUGUGGAGUUAAUAGGUUCUUUAGAGAAUAUAAAUAAGGCUGAGCGGCUGAUAAAAGAUGUUAUAGCAGAGGCUGAUGCUGGCGGUUCCCCUUCUUUGGUUGCCAGAGGUUUUAGCGCCCAUUCUUCAGGAGGAUUUGGAGAACAAGUUCACAUACAAGUUCCAAAUGAAAAGGUUGGUGUAAUAAUUGGGAAAGGUGGGGAAACUAUUAAAAGCCUGCAGACACGGUCUGGAGCACGCAUUCAGUUGAUUCCUCAACAUCUUCCUGAUGGGGACCAAUCUAGAGAAAGAACUGUGAGAGUCACUGGUGAUAGGAAACAGAUUGAGACAGCAAAAGAAUUGAUCAAGGAAGUGAUGGAACAGCCAAUGAGGUCAUCAACACCAUCAGGUGGUCACAACCAGCGUCAACGUGGACCCGGGUCUAAUUGGGGAGGACCAAGAGGCGGUGGCGGUGGUCACCAUUCACAUUCACAUUCACAUUCACAUUCACAUGCAAGUUAUGGAAAUUACCCACCACAACAACCUCUGCCACCCAAAAACAAUUAUGGUUGGGACCAAAGACCACCUCCAACAAAUAUGCCCGAACAGACUGGUUACGGUUACGACUACUAUGGUGGUGCACCACCUCCCAAUCCCAUGCAGUCUCACCCUAACUCAAUGGGAAUGGGAAUGGGAAUGGGCCCACCUCCUCCUUCUCAAGUAAACUACAACUAUGGACCGGAUUACGGGCAGACUGCACCACAGGGGGGGUACGGGGGGCAAGGACAAGGUUAUGGUGAACCCAGGUAUGAUCACAACCAGGGGCCCAUGGGUCAACAUUCAUAUUCUUCAUAUGGAGGAGGACAAGGACAAGCUACCCAGCCUCCGCCUUCAACUUACCCUCAAAAUCAAGGAUAUGGUCAGCAACAGCAGCAGGUUGAUCAGUAUGGUAAGCCCCUAGCCUACAACAUGCCACAACAACAACAGGGACCCUAUGGUCAGCCUUACGGACCACCUCCACCUCGUCAGCAGCAGCCAUACCCUAUGUCAACUGGGCCCACCCAACAACCUUACCCUCAGUAUGGUACUACUGCCCCUGCUCCUGUUAAUAACGAUGGAUACAAUCACCCUGGUGGUUACGCUCCUCCUCCACCGGUUUCUGGGUAUGGACAGCAGGCGGUGCCUGGUUAUGCUCCUCCGACUGGCGGUUAUGGUCAGUACCCUUCAACACAACCUGGAUACGGUGAACAAGCAGCAACAGCAGCUCCAAACACUGGAGGUUAUGGUUACCAAGGGCCGGCUGUGGAUCAGGGUUAUGGUGGUCCAGGGAUGGGGUAUGGUCCACCUGUUCAGCCUACUGCUUAUUCUCAACCGGCACCAGCUCUGGCUCCGGCUCCGGCUCCAGCUCCAGCUCCAGCUCAGCCUGGCUAUGAUCAGUCUGUUCCUCAAACUCAAACAGCUGGUGGAUAUGCAACUCCACAGCCACAGCCUCAGCCUCAGUCACAGCCACAAGCCGGUUAUGAUAAGGAUUUUGGUGGAACUGGAUUAUAUCAUUCUUUCUUUCUACCAACUUUUUCUUUUGCACCUCUUGUUACCACUUACCAAUACCUUACAUACAGGUGCAGUGAAAUCAUCCUUCCACCUUCACCCACUAGUUUCACCUUAAUUAGUCAAACAGGGUGGGCUAUUGGACUUGCUGGUUGGUUUUUAUUUCAGAUAGUCCAAUUUCAUUCAACUCCUGCCUGA